AUGUCUCAACCUCCGAAGAACCCCGUGACCAGGUCACAGAAGGCAGGAGAGGCGGAACCCGGUAACGGGCCACCAGCAACCUCAGCGGCAGCCCCGAUGAAUCCCAACCCAACGGGGGAGACCAGCACGACCUCGUCUAAAUCUAAAGACAAUGGGGCAGCCGAAGCGGCGCAACCCCCGAAAGCCCCUGGCAAGGGCCCCGCGGCAAAAGAUAGAUCCAAAAGUGCCAAGUCCGGUGCGGUGAUAGACGUGGACGCAAACCCAGCCCAACCACCGACGCUACCCGACUCAAUCCCACCAACCUUGUUGAGCGCUUUAGGAACGGACUACAUCAAGAGCCUCGGCUCCAAACCUGUUGAAUCGUUGAAUAAACCAAUCGCGGUCAAGAACCCCCUAGCUGGCAGCGCAACCCCCGCAGAAAUCCGCCCACCGACAGGCGCGUCGGAAGAGUGCAAGCGGAUCGGCAUCAAAGCGAUUGAAGCCGAGCUAGCAGGUGAAACGGCAACGGCGAACGCCUUGUUCAACCUCUACAAAGCCAUGUCAACCCCAAAGGCCGAUGCCCAUCUAGCCAACUCAGUUAACGUUCAAGGGCACAUGGGUACCCCGAUGCCAGCCCCCUCAAACGAGGGAGGCCUCAACUUUCAAGACAUCCAGGCCUACGGCAGCGUUGGCGGCGUGGAGUCCAUCCCGGACAUUUCCGUCCUGCGAGAAGACAUAGCAGCCAUCUGCUAUGCGCAGUGCCGCAAGUUCGACGAGUUGGGCUUCACGGACAACCCCUACGCUAAAGACGGCCCGAGAUCCAACUGGGAUCCCCUCACGGGGGCACCGAUCACCGGCAGAGCCGGAGCAAAGACCUACUCACCAAACCCCAACCCGGGCCCCGGAGGGGGAGGAGGAAGGGCGCGCUACGAGAAGAAGUCAGGCUAUAAGGGCUCAAACUUCGACCCAAACUAUGUGGACAAGCGAGCGAACAACUCGGCCAACAGGGACCGCGGAAACUCCAACAACAACGGCUCAGACGGCCCCAACCACAAAAAGGCUAAUCACGGAACAAAGCCCAGCGGAGAAACCAACGCGUAG
Puccinia triticina is the source of this 1080-nucleotide messenger RNA. RefSeq lists its product as uncharacterized. Lineage: Eukaryota; Fungi; Basidiomycota; Pucciniomycetes; Pucciniales; Pucciniaceae. The transcript has 4 exons. The record is from RefSeq and is a predicted model, not a curated record. Bases 1 to 1080 code for a protein of 359 amino acids.